AGAGGAGAAAAGGGGGAAACGCAGAAUUAAAGACCCUGUCAAUUUAGGGUUUGCGUUUAAUUGGUUUUCGGACACUUAAUCUUAUAUUUUGCGUUUUUCCACCUCACAAAGAUUCAAAGAUAACUUUUGGGACGAGGAGGACGGUUCAGUCACAAUGUCUGGGAGCUCCUCCUUUAUCAGUAAGAAAGAGGAGAAGGCAAAGAACAUCCAGGUGGUGGUGAGAUGCAGGCCAUUCAGCAUGGCGGAGCGCAAGUCUUCCUCUCACUCCGUGGUCGAAUGCGACCACGCUAGAAGAGAGGUCACGGUCCGAACAGGGGGGGUCGGUGACAAGUCGGCCAGGAAGACCUACACCUUUGACAUGGUAUUCGGGCCAUCGGCAAAGCAAAUUGAGGUCUACAGGAGUGUCGUCUGCCCCAUUUUGGAUGAGGUUAUCAUGGGCUACAACUGCACGGUUUUUGCAUAUGGUCAAACUGGAACAGGAAAAACUUUCACGAUGGAAGGAGAAAGGUCCCCAAAUGAAGAGUUCACUUGGGAAGAGGACCCUCUGGCCGGUGUCAUCCCACGCACACUUCAUCAGAUUUUCGAGAAGCUGUCAGAGAACGGAACUGAGUUUUCUGUCAAGGUCUCCUUGCUGGAAAUCUACAAUGAGGAGCUGUUUGAUCUUCUCAGUCCCUCUCCUGAUGUUAACGAAAGGCUCCAGAUGUUUGAUGAUCCACGUAACAAGCGUGGGGUCAUAAUCAAGGGACUUGAGGAAGUAUCUGUGCACAACAAGGAUGAGGUUUACCAGAUCUUGGAACGUGGUGCUGCCAAGCGGAAAACUGCCUCUACCUUGAUGAAUGCCUACUCCAGUCGCUCUCACUCAGUGUUCUCCAUCACAAUCCACAUGAAGGAGACCACUGUUGAUGGAGAGGAGCUGGUCAAGAUUGGGAAGCUCAAUUUGGUCGACCUUGCUGGCAGUGAAAACAUUGGCCGAUCGGGUGCUGUGGACAAACGUGCCCGUGAAGCUGGAAACAUCAACCAGUCCCUGCUGACCCUGGGCAGAGUGAUUACUGCACUGGUGGAGAGGACUCCACAUGUGCCCUACAGGGAGUCUAAGCUCACGCGCAUCCUCCAAGACUCCUUGGGUGGGCGUACCAAGACCUCAAUCAUUGCCACAGUCUCUCCUGCAUCUGUCAACCUUGAGGAAACUCUAAGUACUUUGGAGUAUGCCAGCAGAGCAAAGAAUAUCCUGAACAAACCUGAAGUGAAUCAGAAGUUGACAAAGAGGGCACUUAUCAAGGAAUACACUGAGGAAAUUGAGAGACUCAAACGUGAUUUGGCUGCAGCUCGGGACAAGAAUGGUGUCUAUCUGUCAACAGAGAACUUUGACAUUAUGAACAGCAAACUGGUGGCACAGGAGGAGCACAUAGUGGAGUUUACAGAAAAGAUUUCAGCCCUGGAAGAAGAAAUGAAGAGGGUGGCAGAGUUGUUUUCUGACAGCAAGCGUGACCUGGAGCUCUGUACGGAGGAGUUGCAGGAGCUCAGGAGGCAGCUGGAAGCAACCCAGCAGGACCUUCGGGACACCAGGAUGAGGCUCAGCGAGGAGGAGUUCCUCGUCUCAGAGCUGGAGAGCACAGAGAGCAAACUGUACGACACUGCAGGCAAGCUGCUGUCCACCAUCAAAGUCAGCACAAAAGAUGUGACUGGUCUGCACGAGAAACUGGAUCGCAAGAAGGCAGUCGAGCAGCAUAAUGCAGCCAUGCAGCAGAGCUUUGCUGACCAGAUGGAGGCCUCCUUCAGUCACAUACAGAAAUCUAUUGAAGAACAGAGUGUGAAGCAUCAGGGGAUGCUUGACUUCUACUCAGAAUCAGUGGCUGAACUUUUGAAUCGAAAUGGCACUGCUUUCAGUGAAGCCACAUCAACCAUUGUACGAUCAUUUAAAAGCAUCAAAGAUCUUGUCAGUAAUAGUGUGAUCAAAUGCCACGCGGACAUGGUGGAACAGGAGUUGUUGUGUCAAGCAGCCAAAGACAAGCUUCAGCAGGUUUUGGAUGAACAUAAGCAUGAAAUGGAGGAAGGGCUACUGGCAAUUAUCCUGCCAGGUCUCAAAGCCAUGAUGGAGAUGAAUGAAACUCUGAAGCAAACAUUUCACUGCCAUUCCCUCUUGGCUGGAAAGCUGGAGGGCAUGAAGUGCGAGAUGGCCUCGUUCUUUGGGGAGCACAUUCACGCACUUGCCAUGAUACAAGAGUCCACACAGAUAGGGCUCCGCUCCCUGCAGGAUGAGCAAGAGAACUUGAGGAAGCAGAUUGCCAAGGCCAAUGAGAAGCAUGCAACAGGCAUAGCAGAGGUCAUUUCAUGCCUUCAGAAUCAGCUGAACCUUCUGGGUAUGGACACCAAAAAUGACUUUGGAGAGCUGCUGAACCAGUCAAACGCUGUCCAGCUCCCAGUGAAGCGUCUCCAGCAGGAUGUCCACUCGCAAUGUACUGCAGCACAGAAGAGCGCCGCCGCCUGUCAGAGCUCUCUGGAGUCCUCUGCCAACGAACUCAUUGUCAAAGUCCAUCAGGUGGCUGAGGAAGGGAAGCAGGUAGUGGAGGAGUUCUCCGGCCAGUCCGGCUUCCUCAGGGACUCUGUCAACCAGGUGGCUGAAAAGAGCGCACUGUGGCACGAGGCCGCUGUGGCCAGCGUUGCAUCCUUCACGAAGGAGCAGCUGUUGCACAUUGCUGCCUGCAAGGCAUCUUCUCAGGACAUGAAGCAGUGUGUGGAAGAAAGCUGCGAAGACGCAGUUACGGAGGCAAGAAGGCAGCUUCAACUGAGGCACUCCGCUGUGGAGGAGACCCUGAUCUUCCUGGAGAAGCACAUCACCUCAGAUCGGGUCACUGCGCAGCAGUAUGAGGUACAGCUGUCUGACAGCACAAGCAGGGGCCUCUCCAAGGUGCACACUUUCCUGACGGAGGAGCUGAAACGGGACGUGCCCACAGGCCAGACUCCUCAGCGCAAGGACUACGUCUACCCCAGAGUCCUCGAGAAAACGCAGAACCGAAAUGAACUGCUGGAACACUUCCGAAAACAGCAGCAGGAGCUCCAGGAAGCUCUCUCGACAUAUGAGACUGUAAAGGAGGAGCAAGUCGAUCAGGACUCCUUGGAGGAUGAGGUUAGCACCUGCAAUGACAGUGCCAUCACAGAGCAUUCCUGCAUUGAGGAGACCAUGAUGUGCAACGAAAGUGGAAGGGCUCCCUUUUUUAAGCACAAGAGAGGUGGGAAGAAAGAAAACAAAUCUGAUCGAUCAAAGAUGGAAAAUGAGAAGCAGUCAACACCCCCACGGUCCAAGUUACCUCUGAGAGUUCAGAACUAA
This is a messenger RNA of Scleropages formosus (Asian bonytongue), 3328 nucleotides long. It is a transcript of the gene kif11, whose product is annotated as kinesin family member 11. The transcript is spliced from 23 exons. The record is from RefSeq and is a predicted model, not a curated record. Gene Ontology annotation, cellular component: mitotic spindle; nucleus; spindle microtubule. Gene Ontology annotation, biological process: mitotic spindle assembly; microtubule-based movement; spindle elongation. Bases 155 to 3328 code for a protein of 1057 amino acids. Gene Ontology annotation, molecular function: microtubule binding; plus-end-directed microtubule motor activity; ATP binding. NCBI's taxonomy places the organism in Eukaryota, Metazoa, Chordata, Actinopteri, Osteoglossiformes, Osteoglossidae.